Contarinia nasturtii (swede midge) is the source of this 1131-nucleotide messenger RNA. RefSeq names its product transcription termination factor 4, mitochondrial. The record is from RefSeq and is a predicted model, not a curated record. The transcript is spliced from 2 exons. NCBI's taxonomy places the organism in Eukaryota, Metazoa, Arthropoda, Insecta, Diptera, Cecidomyiidae. Gene Ontology annotation, biological process: regulation of DNA-templated transcription. Gene Ontology annotation, molecular function: double-stranded DNA binding. The coding region runs from base 32 to 976 and encodes 314 amino acids.
AACCUCAUUCAAUGUUUGUGAGCCAAAAAAGAUGUUUCGAUUAAGGCACUUUAGCCUGCUGUUGCGGAGCAUAAACAAUCGAUUGCCAAUCGUAAAUACAAAUCUACAAAGAGUGAAUUUUUCAUCGGCCGUAUCGUCCGACUGGAUUUCGAAAAUAAUUGAAGAUAAUGAAAAAGUUGCAUACUUCGGCCGAGAUUCGGUUGAAUCUACGUACAAUAUAUUCCAUAAAAGUGGUUUCACCCAUGAAAAUUGUAUAAAAAUAAUCAACACACAUCCGGACUUAAUGCGUUUAGCACCCAAUGAAAUUGAAAAACGUUUGGACAUGUGGCAUAUGGCACAAUUCUCUCAAACACAAUUCUUUGAUUUAUUCGCACAAUGUCCAGAACUUUUGGAUUUUGAUGAUAGUGGUUACAUAGCCAAACGUUAUGGAAAAUUGAGAGAGAUUUUUUUCACACCAAAAAAUAUUUGGCGCAUUUUGAUGGCCAGUCCGAAUGUUAUGGUCGAUAGUAUGACAACCAUUAAAGAGAAAGUCGAUUACAUUUUAAAUACGAUGGAAGCUGAUGUUACGGAUCUUGUGAAAAGCGGUUCGUUGGGGCUGCCAUUGAAAACGAUUAAAACCAGACACGUGCUAUUGGCGCGAUUGGGUAUUUAUAAAAAACGUAAUUUUCGCAUUUCCGAAUUGGAUGCCAAUAAAAAUCCACGUCUCGCGCGUAUAAUGAAUGCCAGCGAUGAAGAAUUCGCGAAAAAAACUUGUGCCAUAUCUACGAAUGAAUUUGAAGCAUUUUGUGAACUGUAUGAACGUGAAUUGGACGAAAUGUUUAAAGAACAAAUCGAUUAUGAAGAGGAUAGCGAUGCUGAAGAUAGCGACGAUACAGAUAGUGAUGAGGAAGACUAUGAUCCAAGAGAAGUUAAAGAUUAUUACGAUGAUCGAAAUCGCAAAAAAUAUUGUAAAACCAAUAAGAAAUACAAAAAGUAAUUUGAAAUUCAAAUUUUGAAUAGAAUUAAGUUACCAACAUAGAGAUACCAACACUAAUCGAGUUGUAUAAAGGCAGUUUUCGAUUCAAAUUACUAAGUAUCAAUCAAAUUAAAAAUAUUUCGUCUUGAGCAAAAAAAUAAUAAUAAAGUUUUUAG